AUGUCUGCGAAAGUCAAAUCCGGCGCUGAAUUCGCAGAUGAAAGUUUCAAGCUUUUUUCCAAGAUCCAAGUCUCAGAUCCAACACCGGAAGAGGCGUCAGCAAUUCGAAAUAAAUGCUUGUGGCGGAUUAUCCCGUUUCUGUGUGUUGGAUACCAUCUGAUGUAUGUGGAUAAGCAAACACUAGGAAGCUCUGCAAUUCUGGGAAUUAUGGACGACGCGCAUUUAAACUCCAAUCAAUACAACUGGCUGUCUUCCAUCUUCUACUUCGGAUAUCUCCUGGCAGAGUGGCCGCAGAACUGGGCACUGCAGAGGUUCCCUGUUGGAAAAUGGCUUGCGGGGAAUUUAAUCAUAUGGGGAUUUAUUAUUCUACUCCACGCGCCGUGCAACAGUUUCGCCUCCCUCUUCGUGGUCCGGUUCUUCCUAGGGCUGGCGGAGGCUUGUAUCGUCCCUGCGUUUCUCCUCAUAAUGUCCAUGUUCUUCACGUACAGCGAACAAUCCGUCAUCAUGCCAAUCAUGUGGUCCAUUGGAAAUGCAAGUCCGAUUACCUCGGGGUUGUUAUCAUACGGGGUGCUCUGGAUCGACACAGGCAAUUUUGCACCGUGGAAGUGGUUCAUGGUUAUAACCAGUCUUCUUACGGUAAUCUUCGGCGUCGUCGUCUGGUUCUUCUUCCCAGAUAGCCCGGUCAACGCCAAAUUCCUAACCCACGAAGAGCGCGCCCAGGCGAUUCUACGAAUUAAGGAGAACCAUUCAGGCAUCGAGCAGAAGACAUUCAAGAGAUACCAAUUCAUUGAAGCACUUCAAGACCCCAAAACAUGGCUCUUCUUCCUACACGCAUGGUCGCAGGAAAUGGCCAACGGAUUGACGAACCAGUAUUCCCUGAUCAUUAAUUCCUUCGGGUUUACUGUGCUCCAGACGACGCUGCUAGGAAUGGUUUCCGGGGUCGUUUCAUUCUUUUCGCUAGGAACUGCGGCGAUCGUUCUAUACCACACCAAGAACUGCCGCGCGUGGAUCUCGCUCGUUGCCUAUAUUCCAGCUGUACUUUCUAGCAUUCUUUUACUGGCCCUCCCCUGGUCCAACCGCUGGGGACUGAUAUCAGCAACCUGGAUCCGUUCGACAGCCGGUAUCCCAUACGCAGUGGUUAUGGUCUGGGCCGCAAAUGCAUCAGCCGGACAUACCAAGAAGACAACAGUGAUUGCCCUGUAUCAUGUUGGGUAUGGCCUGGGAAAUAUUAUCUCACCACAGCUGUUCAGGCCGGAGUGGAAGCCCCGGUAUAAACCAACAUGGAUAAUAAUCCUGGUCAUCGCCGCAAUCCUGCCCUCAAUAAUAAUCAUAGCCCUGCGAAUCCACCUAAGUCGCGAGAACAAACGUCGUGACGCACUCCAGGCUGCAGAUCAAGUGGUUACAAACGGUGUUGUCGAAACGACGGAUUCAGACGGAACGCAGGUCGCCCAGGUUGUGGAUAAUAGUCAGAUGGAUUUGACUGAUAAAGAGAAUUUGACCUUGUGA
This is a messenger RNA of Aspergillus versicolor CBS 583.65, 1506 nucleotides long. RefSeq lists its product as uncharacterized. The transcript is spliced from 10 exons. Gene Ontology annotation, cellular component: membrane. Gene Ontology annotation, biological process: transmembrane transport; L-cysteine transport. Lineage: Eukaryota; Fungi; Ascomycota; Eurotiomycetes; Eurotiales; Aspergillaceae. Gene Ontology annotation, molecular function: L-cysteine transmembrane transporter activity. The record is from RefSeq and is a predicted model, not a curated record. Bases 1 to 1506 code for a protein of 501 amino acids.